Molecule: messenger RNA, 2981 nt
Organism: Paramormyrops kingsleyae
Lineage: Eukaryota; Metazoa; Chordata; Actinopteri; Osteoglossiformes; Mormyridae
Gene: ddx27
Product: DEAD (Asp-Glu-Ala-Asp) box polypeptide 27
Cellular component (GO): cytosol
Molecular function (GO): ATP binding; RNA helicase activity; nucleic acid binding
Source: RefSeq, a predicted model, not a curated record
UUAGUUUUACAGUGAGCAGCGGCGGAACAGUAAGUAGGUCGGAUUUCCGGUGUAUCAGACACGUGUGUCGAAUGGAGGAGGAGUGUCCGAUCAGCAAUAUUCCUCCAGUCUAACACAUUUAGUAACGAAGUAUGAGUCCGAUUUGAUAGUACUAUAUUCCUUCAUACCAUUACUAUUCCGUUGUCACUGGAAAUCGUUUAAAGUUCUUAGGUAAAAUUAUUUUAAGCGACUUUACAUACGGAAGUAUGUUGUCCGAUUUGGAUCUAAUCGGGACCAUUCAAGAAGACGAUGAUGUCCCCGAAGAAGACGAUUCUGCGUCUGAAGAUGAAUCCGAGCAGCCCAUCAUUUUGGGACGGAAGCAGAAACAGCUGAAGCGGCGUGGCGCCGGUGACUUUGCGACGGGCUUUGAGUUUGGGGAGCGCGAUGGGCUGUACAGCGAGGACUGGGCUAUGGCAGAUGUCUUGGCACAGCUAAAGAAAAGGAAAGCUGCCACCACCUUGGAUGAGAAGAUUGAAAAAGUCCGCAAAAAGCGAAGAACUGAGGAGAGAGCGCUGAAGGAAGUGAAGACGAGCGAUAAGGAAGAAGCUGAAAAUCAGGAGUUAGAAGCUGGAGGCGAUGAAGAUGCAAAACCAGAGGUGAAAGACGAAGUGGAAGAGGAUGAGGAAGACGAUGAGGGGGCUGGUAGUGGCAGUGGAGAGUCAGACGACGACGACGACGAUGAUGAUGGCCUGGAUGGUUUAGGCUCCGCAGAUGAAGAGGUCCUCACCAAAUCAGAUACGCUGAGAGAAAAAGGCAGGAGAGUCAAGAAGAAACAGGAUGCAGGAGAGACACUGGAAGCCUUUUAUGAAGAUGCCUCAAACUUCAAUGAGAACCUCACAUUCGAGGACAUGAAUCUGUCCCGGCCGCUGAUGAAGGCAAUCGCGACGAUGGGCUUCAAGCAGCCCACCCCCAUCCAGAAGGCCUGCGUCCCCGUGGGGCUGCUUGGCAGGGACCUCUGUGCAUGUGCAGCUACCGGCACAGGCAAGACUGCUGCCUUUAUGCUGCCCGUCCUGGAGCGACUCAUUUACAAGCCCCGGCAGGUCCAGGUCACCCGCGUCCUGGUUCUGGUGCCGACCCGUGAGCUGGGCAUCCAGGUACACACGGUGGCCCGCCAACUGGCCCAGUUCACAAGCAUUACCACGUGCCUUGCUGUGGGUGGUUUGGACCUCAAAUCCCAGGAGGCGGCUCUGCGGGCUGGACCCGAUGUCCUGAUCGCCACACCGGGCCGUUUGAUCGACCACCUCCAUAACACACCCUCCUUUGAGCUCAGCCAGAUCGAGAUCCUCAUUCUGGAUGAAGCUGAUCGGAUGUUGGAUGAGUACUUUGAGGAGCAGAUGAAGGAGAUCAUCCGAAUGUGCGCCUACCACCGGCAAACCAUGCUGUUCUCGGCUACCAUGAGUGAAGAGGUAAAAGAUCUGGCUUCUGUCUCCUUGAAGCAGCCAGUGAAGAUCUUUGUUAACAGCAACACCGACGUGGCACCUUUCCUUAGGCAAGAGUUUGUGAGGAUCAGGCCAGCUAGGGAGGGGGAUCGGGAGGCCAUUGUGGCUGCCUUGCUGACCAGGACCUUCCAGGAUCACGUCAUGGUCUUCACUCAGACCAAGAAGCAGGCCCAUCGCAUGCACAUCCUGCUGGGCCUGAUUGGCCUGAAAGUGGGUGAGCUUCACGGGAACUUGUCCCAGACCCAGAGGCUCGAGGCCCUCAGGCGAUUCAAAGAUGAACAGAUUGACAUUUUGGUGGCUACAGAUGUAGCUGCUAGGGGUUUGGACAUUGAAGGGGUUAAGACGGUCAUCAACUUCACCAUGCCGAACACGGUGAAGCACUACGUCCACAGGGUAGGUCGUACGGCACGCGCCGGCCGCGUGGGCCGAUCCGUCUCGCUGGUGGGUGAGGCGGAGAGGAAGAUGCUGAAGGAGAUCGUCAAGAAGGCCAAGACACCAGUGAAGGCGCGUGUCCUGCCACAGGAGGUGAUCCUGAAAUUCCGGGACAUGAUCGAGAAGCUGGAGAAGGACGUUUAUGCUGUGAUGCGUCUGGAGAGGGAGGAGAGGGAGAUGGCUUACUCCACAGCCCAGAUCAGCGCCGCAGAGAAGCGCCUCAAGCAGGAUGGCCAGGACCAGGAGCCCCAGCGGACUUGGUUCCAGACCAACGACGAGCGCAAGAAAGAUCGCAUGAAAAAGGCCCUGCAAGAUUUCGACUUGGCUCUAAGGGGAAAGAAGAGAAGAGAGAAGUUUUUGAAAGAAGGAAAAAAGAAAACGCUAUCUGCAGAGGACAGGGCUCAGUUUGAGAUCCUCAAGUCUCAAAUGUAUGCGGAGCGGGUGGCGAAAAGGGACCGCAAACCCAAACGGGCGCGUGCCAUGCCUGAGGAUAGCGCUCCCGUGCAGAAAGUGACUAAGCAGAAAGGAACGAGACCGACCAAGAAAUCAGUCUUCGACAAGGAGCUCACCAACACUAGCAAGAAAGCGCUGAAACAGUACAGGGCUGGACCCUCAUUUGAAGACAGAAAGAGACUGGGGAUCAAUAACAAAGGAGGCGGCCGCUUCAAGUCAAAAUCCAAGUUUAAACGAAAGUAAGCCAAUUUACUGUGGAGCAAAGAGACGGAGAAAAUUUCACGAGCAUCUUGGCAAUGAAUGGGUGCUGAGAAGCUGAUGUACCACAAAAAGCCACAAACGCCUGUAUUUUCCCAUAUUUUUUUUAUUAGUUUUAUUUUGUGACAUGGUAAUGGUUUUAUUACAGGACAGAACUGAUGUGGGUGACUGAAAUAUUUCUGUAUGAAUAAUUUGAAUGCAAGACAUACAGGUAUCUGCAAUGACCAUAAUUUAAACAUGCAUCUAUGACUUCAGACAAAGAACGUUAACAUAUUGUAAUAGCCUGAAUGAUAUCUCUGUAUUGAAUAUAUUUGGAGGAAGUUGUGAGAAUAAAAUCCUAGUCACUUAUGUUUAAUAUUA